AUGUCCCAAUCGUAUCAUACAGUCAUUGUGACAGAGUACUUUGUUGAUCAAGAAAAGUAUUUCUAUUGGAUUCUGUUACAUAUGUACACAGUAUUAUGUACUGGAACAAUUAUAAUGUUGGGAAUAGGUACAAUGCUCAUUACAUAUAUUCAGCAUAUUUGUGGAAUAUUUAAAAUUGCUAGCUAUCGCAUUGAACAUGUAGUAAACGUUAAUACUCCACGAAACAUUACGAUAAAAAGAAAAAUUUUGAUGAUCGAAGGUAUAAUUUGUGCCGUAGACAUUCAUCGUCAAGCUAUGAAAAUGACGAAACAUUUCAUGACCACAUUCGAAAUAAUGCUAUCUUGUUUCACGGGAUGUGUAGUAGUUUGUUUUAGUUUUUAUUUGUAUCAACCGAGACCAUUAGAGACUAAUCCCGUGGACUUAUCGGUUCUCACCACACCAUGA
Molecule: messenger RNA, 444 nt
Organism: Trachymyrmex cornetzi
Lineage: Eukaryota; Metazoa; Arthropoda; Insecta; Hymenoptera; Formicidae
Exons: 4
Coding region: 1-444 (147 amino acids)
Source: RefSeq, a predicted model, not a curated record